Punica granatum (pomegranate) is the source of this 2834-nucleotide messenger RNA. NCBI's taxonomy places the organism in Eukaryota, Viridiplantae, Streptophyta, Magnoliopsida, Myrtales, Lythraceae. The record is from RefSeq and is a predicted model, not a curated record.
CAUUUCAUGAGUUAAUAAGAUUAGGGGGGAGUUGAAUAGUAGGAAAGGGAAGAAAGAAGUAAUAAGGUCGUUGGGCUGACCCCUUCCACCCCCAUUGGCUUCAUCUUACGUUUCCUCUCCUCUCCUUCCCUUCACGUCUCCGUUUUUCAUAUCAUAUUCCCCUUCACUCAGAAUAUGACGUGAAUCACCACUCUCUACCAUUCAACCAAUUAACUCCUCUACCUCCUCCUCUUGCUCGUGUUCUUCGGCUUCUGACUUCCCGGUUUGAUGGAGUCAUCCUUUCGGACAGCUGGAGUUAAGCUCCCAUUAGCUCUGCUGCUUCCGUUGCUGUUAGCUGUGGUCGGCACCGUUUAUGGGCAUUUCAUAGUGGAGAAGAGCAGCUUAAAGAUCCUGUCUCCGAUCAGCCUCCGCGCGAGGCACGAUGCUGCCAUCGGAAACUUUGGAGUUCCCGAGUACGGGGGGCUUAUGGUGGGCUCCCUUGUUUUCCCUGCAAAGGAGUCUACCGGGUGCCAGCCCUUCGACGGCAAUAAGCCCUUCAAGUCUAAGACGUCUCGCCCUCAUAUUCUUCUCGUUGACCGUGGAGGAUGCUACUUUGCGAAGAAGGUAUGGCAUGGCCAACAGGCAGGGGCUGCGGCAGUGCUAGUGGCUGAUAUCGUGGAGGAGCCCCUGAUCACCAUGGACUCUCCGGAGGAGAGCAGUGAUGCAGACGGCUACAUUGAAAAGAUCGAGAUCCCAUCGGCUCUGAUCGAGAAAUCAGUUGGUCAAACCCUGAAGGAUGCCUUAGAGAAAGGUGGGGGGGAGGUUGUUACAGAACUAGACUGGCGGGAAUCGAUGCCCCACCCUGAUGAGCGGGUUGAGUACGAGCUCUGGACCAACAGCAACGACGAGUGUGGGACCCGCUGCACUGAGCAGAUGAACUUCGUGAAGAACUUCAAGGGCCAUGCUCAGAUCCUCGAGAGGGGAGGGUAUACUCUUUUUACGCCUCACUAUAUCACGUGGUACUGUCCGGAGGCAUUUAUACUCACCAGCCAAUGCAAGUCUCAAUGCAUAAACCGGGGGAGGUACUGUGCCCCAGAUCCUGAGCAGGAUUUUGGGGAAGGCUACGAGGGGAAGGAUGUCGUGUUCGAGAAUCUGAGGCAGCUCUGUGUUCACCGGGUUGCUAAUGAGAGUAACCGAUCAAGGGUGUGGUGGGAUUACGUGACAGAUUUUCAUAUCAGGUGCUCGAUGAAGGAGAAGAGGUACAGCAAGGAUUGUGCUGAGGACGUCAUGAGAUCGCUCGAUUUGCCCAUUGAGAAGAUUAAAAAGUGUAUGGGCGAUCCGGAAGCUGACACGGAGAAUGAAGUCCUGAAAGCCGAGCAGGAGCUCCAGGUUGGUCGGGGAUCUCGUGGUGAUGUUACCAUUUUGCCAACACUGGUCAUCAAUAAUGUUCAGUAUCGAGGUAAAUUGGAGAGAACUGCAGUCUUGAAGGCCAUAUGCGCCGGAUUUAAAGAGACUACCGAGCCUGCGGUUUGUUUAAGUGGAGAUCUCGAGACUAACGAGUGCUGCGAGAGGAAUGGUGGAUGUUGGGGGGACGUUAAAUCCAAUGUCACUGCUUGCAAGGACACAUUUAGAGGAAGGGUAUGUGAGUGCCCUGUCGUGGAUGGCAUCCAAUACCGAGGAGACGGAUACACAUCUUGUGAAGCUGUUGGACCGGGUCGGUGUGCAAUUAACAAUGGUGGUUGCUGGUUAGAGACCCUUAGUGGAAGGACCUUCUCGGCAUGCUCAGAGUCCCUCAUAUCCGGAUGCCGCUGUCCUCCAGGUUUUAGUGGUAAUGGUCACAAAUGCGAAGACAUUGACGAAUGCAAGGAGCAUUUGGCUUGUCAAUGCGAUGGCUGUUCAUGUAAGAAUACGUGGGGUGGAUACGACUGCAAGUGCACAGGAAGCAAAAUAUACAUAGCACAACAUGAUACUUGCAUUGAGCGAAGCGGAACUAAAUUCGGGUGGUUCCUUGCGUUUGUGGUCCUGGCAGCUAUUGCCGGCGUUGGCAUGGGUGGUUACAUUUUCUACAAAUACCGACUCCGGUCUUACAUGGACUCAGAGAUCAUGGCAAUCAUGUCCCAAUACAUGCCCUUGGACAACCAACAUUCCCACGAAGUUAACCAAGCUGAAGGGCGACCGCUACGUGGAGGAUCCACAGUUGUAUAAUAGGAGUAUAAUUUGCACGUAUGGCGAAAGCUGUGGCAUACGCAAAUGGCAAACGGUUGAAUGCCUUUUACAUAUUACACAGAGCAAUGCAUGCUCAGGGUCGGGGUUCGGUUUCUUUCCUUAUAGUAGGAACUCAGAGAACUAUCUAAAUACAGGAACUUCUUUGGAGAAACCGUGCAGCGCUUUUGUAGAUAUGGAACUAUUUAGACGUAAAUAUUGGUGGAAAGGGUCCAUUUAGUGGUCAUACACAAAUAAGACAUGGAAAGGAAGACUAUAUAGAUAAAACAGAAAGAGUUGCAAAAGGAGUCAUCUAGCAAUGUCGAGCAGGCGUUGGAAUAAAAAACUUGUUUAUGCUGUCGAAGGUUGUGUACAUAUUGAGGUUGUGAAUAUCACAAGACGUUAUUGUGAGCCCUAUAAUGCCUGUGCCAACAUAAAAUAAGUGGCAUUUGUAUGUUAUCCCACGCAAACUGGAUUUGCAUUCGAUGUUUUUUUCCGAAUGGCUCGGGUUGUUUCCGAGAAGGAAUGCAAAUAAGUUGCAAAAUUAGGAGUGCAUUCUUCUGCUGUGGCCAUUAAUAAGCUUGCCGUCUUCUUCUUCUACUUUAAAAUGGACAUGUGAACCUCUUUAAUAAAAGGCCAGAGCAUCCUGUUUA